Messenger RNA from Prosopis cineraria, 1774 nucleotides. RefSeq names its product GDSL esterase/lipase At2g04570-like. The record is from RefSeq and is a predicted model, not a curated record. The coding region runs from base 33 to 1133 and encodes 366 amino acids. The transcript has 3 exons. NCBI's taxonomy places the organism in Eukaryota, Viridiplantae, Streptophyta, Magnoliopsida, Fabales, Fabaceae. Gene Ontology annotation, molecular function: hydrolase activity, acting on ester bonds.
UAGGCCUUUCUCAUACCACUGAUCUCAACACAAUGAAGGGCCAAAGAAUUAGCAAUAUGUCAUUCACCUUCAUGCUGUGCUUUUUUUUCCUUUUGGUUGUUCAGUUGCUUUCUCUGGCUACUAGAAGUACUGCCGCUGCCGGCAGUGAAGUUCCGGCGAUCAUCGUCUUCGGUGACUCCUCGGUGGACGCCGGCAACAACAACUUCAUCCCGACGGUUGCCCGGAGCAAUUUCGAGCCGUAUGGCCGGGAUUUUCAAGGUGGGAAGCCAACAGGGAGGUUCAGCAAUGGAAGAAUACCAACAGAUUUCAUAUCUGAAGCUUUCAGAAUCAAAUCGUACAUUCCUGCAUAUUUGGAUCCCAAGUAUAACAUAUCAGAUUUUGCCACGGGUGUUACCUUUGCUUCUGCUGCGAGUGGUUAUGACAAUGCAACUUCAGAUGUACUGUCGGUGAUUCCAUCAUGGAAGCAGCUAGAAUACUACAAGACUUACCAGAAGAGCCUCCGAGCCUACCUCGGAGAAACAGCAGCGAGCCGGACGAUAAGCGAAGCAUUACACAUGAUGAGCUUCGGAACAAACGACUUCCUCGAGAACUACUACGCCAUGCCCGGUGGCCGGUCGUCGGAGUACUCGCCGCAACAGUACCAGGACUUUCUGGUUGGGAUCGCCGGGAACUUCAUCCGGCAACUGUACGGCCUUGGCGCUAGGAAAAUAUCCCUCGGAGGGUUGCCGCCGAUGGGUUGCUUGCCUUUGGAGAGAGCGACGAAUAUUGCCGGCGGGAACGAGUGUGUCGGUAGAUACAAUGACGUGGCUAUCGAGUUCAAUGCAAAGCUUGCGAACUUGACCAUGUCGCUGAACAUGGAACUUCCUGGGAUCAGAUUGGUGUUUUCGAAUCCGUAUUAUAUGCUGCUGUACAUCAUCAAAAACCCUGCUCGCUUUGGGUUCAAGUCGACCUCCGUGGCAUGUUGCGGGACUGGAAUGUUCGAGAUGGGAUAUGCGUGCAGAAGAGGGAACAUGUUCAGUUGCUCUGAUGCUUCCAAAUAUGUCUUUUGGGACUCUUUUCAUCCUUCUGAGAAAACCAAUGGUAUCAUUGCCGAUCACGUUGUGAAGACUGCUUUAGCUAAGUUUUUAGAAUAACAACAACAAUAAAGUAAUUAAAAUGACAAUUUAACCCUUAAAUUAUAAAUCUAGUUACAGCAUCUAGUAUCUUAAACUCAUUUUUUGUAUGUGUUUUCUAUUCUAAACAUUUAAAAUUGUAACAAUCUCUCCCUACUGUCAAAAUUGAGAAAAUGUUUUUCACUUUACUAGUGUUGAGCCCAGAUGUUCUAAUGGCCAUAGUGUAAUGCCAUGUGUCAUUUGAAUGUCUAGGCCCCAUACUUUUAAAGUAAUGGACAUUUCCUCAAGUUUAACGGUGAGAAAGGAUUAUAACAAUUUUAAACGUUCAAGGAUAAAAAUACAUACAAGUAAGUUUAGAAUUCUAGAUGUAUGCUUUUGAUUUAUAGAAUUAGGGGUUAAAUUGUCAUUUACUCAUAAUAAUAAUAAUAACAACUUUUUGUGUUGUCAGUAUAUAUAAAUGUCAAGGUUUAGACUUGACAGUGUAAAAUAUAAUUAUAAACGCUUAGUAUAUGACUAUUAAAUGUGCUGAUGAUUGAGAAGGAAAAAAUAAGCAGAAUAUUCUGUACUGAGUGUUGUAAUAUUGUUGUCUUUGAUGUGAAUACGAUUGUGUAUUUUUGUAAUAUGGUUGUCUUUGAUGUGAAUACAACUGCGGAUGUUUAUUU